CACCUACGACUGGUGCCAGAAGUGAAGGAUAUUUUUGGAUAUUAAUUAAAUACAACAUCCCUUGUCUUCAGUGGUGUGUCUCUCCAUUCGCAGUGUUGCUCAGUUGUGAACAGUUCUUCUUUAAGAGUGACAGUUCCUCUGCAUCUCUCCUUCCACUUGAAUCUCAAGCUUUUUUCUGCAUAUCGUUUGCAACAGUUUUUUAUACUAAACUUUUACUAAUAGUUGUGUUUUUGGCACACAAUCUCCUAAAUUCAUAACAAAUGGCAUCGCGUGGAGCCAACUAUGGUCUCAGUGCUCAAGUGGCCAACAAAAUCGCCGGUAAAAGAGAUGCUCAGCUCGAGUCUGAAGUCUUAGGUUGGAUUGAAGCAGUUCUUGGAGAGAGACUGCCCGCCGGUUCCUUUGAGGAUGUUCUUCGCGAUGGAACUAUUCUUUGCAGAUUGAUGAAUAAGCUAAAGCCGGGAACCAUUCAAAAAGUCAACACACAAGGCGGUCAGUUUAAGAUGAUGGAGAAUAUCAACAAAUUUCAGACCGCUAUCAGAAACUAUGGCGUUCCAGACAUUGAUGUUUUCCAAACAGUAGAUCUUUACGAAAGAAGAAAUAUACCACAAGUGACACAAAGUAUUAUGGCUUUGGGACGAACCUGUUAUUUGCACCCCGAAUGGCCGGGACCAUUCCUCGGACCGAAACCGGCCGACGAAAACAAGAGGAACUUUAGCGAAGAGCAGUUGCGCGCCGGCGAGAGUGUCAUUAAUCUACAGUACGGCACAAACAAAGGCGCCAACGCUAGUGGUAUUAAUUUCGGUAACACCAGACACAUGUAGAUCACAAGUGGUGACCACAUUUGGGACGGAGGGAGAGAGACACUACACAACAACCAACCAACCAGUCCUCACAAAUGCUCCAUAAAAAUUCAAUUUAAUUGCAGAUAAUUUAUUAUAAUUAUUUUACUUCUUAAAUUAUUAUUAUUAUUUUAAAUUAACACAUUUUAAAUUAUUAUUAUUAUAUUAUUUUGAAAACCAAAAUAAAUUAUAAUAUAACUUAUAAUAAUAACAACCAAACAAUUUGAUGGUCACACACUGUUUUAACUACUAUUUUAUUUUUCAUUACUAUACAUAUAAAUUUAAUUUUAUGCCUAAUAU
Molecule: messenger RNA, 1139 nt
Organism: Oppia nitens
Lineage: Eukaryota; Metazoa; Arthropoda; Arachnida; Sarcoptiformes; Oppiidae
Product: muscle-specific protein 20-like
Exons: 4
Coding region: 261-821 (186 amino acids)
Biological process (GO): actomyosin structure organization
Molecular function (GO): actin binding
Source: RefSeq, a predicted model, not a curated record